Molecule: messenger RNA, 1736 nt
Organism: Helianthus annuus (common sunflower)
Lineage: Eukaryota; Viridiplantae; Streptophyta; Magnoliopsida; Asterales; Asteraceae
Product: ACT domain-containing protein ACR1-like
Exons: 8
Coding region: 145-1500 (451 amino acids)
Source: RefSeq, a predicted model, not a curated record
GGUUUCUGCACCCCCGCACACACUUUAAGGUUUGUUCCUCCGACAUGUGCAAUCUUGGUUCAUCGGAGAAGCCUCAGCAGUGUGUUUUUUUAGGUGAAUAGAAUCUUGUAAACAAGAACUUCAAAGAAACUUGCUUACGAAGAUAUGGAGAUGGGGUAUGGACCUUAUGUUCAUCCUGAACUUGAAUCAUUAGUCGACAGAAUUCACCCUCCGAGGGUUUGCAUAGACAAUGAUUCAUAUCAAGAUUGCACCCUUGUGAAGGUCGAUAGCGCGAACAAGCACGGUGUAUUGUUGGAGAUGGUGCAAGUGCUAACGGAUCUUGAUCUUGUCAUCUCCAAAUCGUACAUUUGUUCAGACGGUCGUUGGUUCAUGAAUGUGUUCCAUGUAAACGAUCAACUCGGCAACAAGAUUACCGACAAAAACCUUAUUCAUUACAUACAACAGUCAAUAUGCACAAGUAGGAGAGGAAAGACACAAGUGAAAACAAGAACAACAGGCAAAGAAAAACAUACGACACUUGAGAUGACAACAAUAGACCGGCCAGGGUUGUUGUCCGAGAUAUCCGCGGUAUUAGCCGAAUUAAAAUGUCAUGUUUCUGCUGCCGUGGCAUGGACCCAUAAGACGCGUGCGGCAUGCAUCAUCCAGGUCGAAGAUGACGCAAACCAUGGGUCCAUCAUGGACCCUAAAAGGGUGGACCAGGUUCAAGCGCAACUAAUGACCGUAGUUAAUGCUCAUCAUAUUAAUCACCAUCAGCCUAAUAAUGUGAGGAUAACGUGCCUGACUACGGUACCCACUCAUACUGAGAGGCGGUUACAUCAACUAAUGAUGGCUGAUAAAGACUAUGAAGAGGGUACGUUUAGUAGCACCCAUGAGACAAGUGUUACGGUUGAAAAUUGCCGAGAAAAGGGUUAUUCGGUACUAAAUGUCACGUGCCCAGAUAGGCCAAAGUUGCUGUUUGACACUGUUUGCACGCUGACUGACAUGCAAUAUGUGGUUUUCCAUGCAACAGUUUGUUCUAAAGGCUCUGUUGCUUUUCAGGAAUACUACAUAAGGCAGAAAGAUGGGCAAACAUUAACCUCAGAGACUCAACGACAAGCAAUCACCCGAUGCAUAACCGCAGCUGUCGAACGAAGAGUAUCACAUGGGUUGAGGUUAGAUGUGAGGAGUCGAAACAGGUCAGGACUACUAUCAGAUGUUACAAGGGUAUUUCGCGAAAACGGGCUGUCAAUUGCAAGGGCCGAGAUCAGGAUACACGGAGAGAAUGCAUUUGGGUCGUUUCAUGUAACGGAUGCUGCGGGUGGACAUAAUGUGGACCCGGUCAUGAUCGGGUCAGUGAAGAAAGAAAUGGAGAAGUUUAACGGCGUGGUUGUGGCCUCUAACGUGUCAUCAUCAUCGAGUAAUACCAACACAGAAGAAGACCAGACAAGAUCAUCACUAGCAACGUUGUUAUGGUCCCAACUCGAAAAACUUUCGAGCAAGUUUCAGACCCGGAAGCUGUAACCCCACAAGAGGUUCAGAUCAAAACUAGUUGUUUAGGAUUGUUUGUGGUAUUAUUAUUAUAAAUUUGUAGCAAACACAACAUUAGUCUUAGGAAGUGUUAAGUAUAUAUAGUCACACUGUCACAUAAUUAUAUGUCAAAUAGGUUGUUAUAAACAUAUGUAACAAAAUAUUAUAUGAUAUUAUUUUGUACAGUAUAUGAAUGUGUCGGAUAACAAUAUGUUAGUUGUUCAAAAUCA